Messenger RNA from Durusdinium trenchii, 2503 nucleotides. Lineage: Eukaryota; Dinophyceae; Suessiales; Symbiodiniaceae. The record is from the annotation of a GenBank genome assembly.
GUUUUCACUGAGUAUCCCCCAAUGUUUUUUUGUCAUGGCAAGCGGCAUCCAUCCUUUUUAGCAAAAAUCAUUUGGAACCUGUUUUCUUUGCAAUGCCAUGAUAAAGUACUAGACUAGACGGUACGAUUUUGGAGAGAGGCCAAGUCUUGCACAUGAAGGACAGUCUCUAAAACAAUGUUUCUUGGCAAUCAGACUGGUAGUAGAGAUGAAAUCCACCAUGGUCAGUGCUUAGAUUGACCAGUGGCAUUCAUAUGCUCAUUUGGCUCAGCGUUUGAUCAAGGGUCGAUCUUCUUUUCCGAGUGAUCUUCUUCUCAACACAAUGAAGCAAUUCCUCCAAGCGAUCCUGCUUGGUGUCUUCUCUGAUGCCUUCAAGUUUGGGACUGAGCCGGUCGAGGUUCCUGUGGAAGUGGAGAGUUUGAACUUCAGCCUGGCGAACACCCGCUUUGACUUGGCCCUGGCGUUGCCUGUGGUCCUCGUGAACUUGUCGAACUACACGGGGCUUAUCAUGCACCACAAUGAAGCCAUCACCAGUGAUGUCACACACCACUUUGGCGACUUGCUGGCUGAUCUCGAACUGCUCUACGACAAAGUGGAAGGCUUCUACACCAUUUUGCAUCAACACAUGGGAGCGGAUGGUCCCCUCUAUUGCCCCAAACGCCACGCGGGCACCAUCAGGGAGUGCAUCUCAGUCGCAAUGUGUUUGCUGCAAUCGGCCGUGCCUGUGCAUGUGCCGCUCUACGUCUAUGCCUCCUACUUGGAGCAGGUGGCGCGUUUCGACGACCUCACCGCUACUUUGCUACAGAUGUCUUUGAUGCAGGAGGAGAAUUCGACCGCCAUGAAUGAGCCUUUGAUGCCCAUCCCAGAGGAGUACGUGUGCAGUAGUGACGAAGAUGUCGACUUGGCCUUGCUUCAGUAUCAGACCUCGACCAUGGCCACUUCGGUCGCUUUCAGAAAGGCAUUGACUUCUUCUCAUCGCAUCUUGAAUGAACAUGAAUCCAAUAGCUCAAUGGUGCACACAGAGCAACAACUAGAAAGUGCAUGGCAACCAGUUUGUCACUUGAUGGGUUGUGACCACACCCGUUUUUGGGAUGUCUACUUCAGCUCUCAUGAGCACAGCACGUCUCUUUUGGAUUCAAGCCUUCCUCGCGCAGCCGUCCUGACAGCUUUGAAAGCUGAAGUGACUUCUCGUGUGAAGCUGGAGAACAAGAUGCAACGCUUUGUGAGGGUUUAUCAAUCUGCUUUCUUCGGUUUCUUCAAUGGACACAAAGACGUCUCCGAAAAGAGCUUCCAUGGUUAUCACGAGCGAAACAAGCAGGCUACGCAUGGCUUCGUAGCUUCUGCAAUGAAGUCCGUGGCCGAAUUGGAUGCUGCCCAUGCCAUGAGCAUCCUUGGCACCGAGCUGUUUGUGAAGUACGCCCAAUCAGUGCAGACCUCAGCAAACCUGGGCGGCCGCCGCCGCCGCAGAAAAGGGUUCGGAAAAUGGGCCAAGAAGAAGGCUAAGCAAACGAAAAGCGUGGCCAAGAAGGGGAUCGAUGCGGCCGAAACUCAUGUGGUCGACAACGCGGUGAAGUAUGGUCAGAAGGCGGUGGAUGCCGUGAAGAAUAUGGACGCAGGUGUUCCGGCUGAGGUGUGGAACAAGAUCCCUGGCCCUAUCAAGGAUGAUUUGGAAAAGUACGCAGCAAAGGCAUGGGAUGCAAUUCCUGAUGAGCUUAUCAACGUCAUCAUGUCACUCCUCCGUUGCUUCGGAUCAACGAACGUUUUCGGGGGCGCCGGCUAUUCUGUCACUUCAGGACCAGUUUCCGGCACCAUCGGUUUGGCCGUUGGAGCCUCUUGGGUGAACAAGAUGCAGUGGAAAGACCUGAUCGGAAUGGAUCCUGCAAAGGUUGCCCAACAUCUUGCUGGUAAGCCAAUGCCUGAUGAUACCUUUGUGAUCCCGUUCAAAGCUCUGAUUGAAGGGCAAAAGUUUCCCUCCGUUUGGCUUUCCCUCUUCAUCAGUCUGACCAUCGGCCCCUCUGUUGGCAAAGGCGCUGGCUUGUGGGGUGGAGUGAGCUUCGCUGCAAGCGUCUCUUGUGGGGUGGAUACCAAAACCAUGCAUUCAAACUCUGAUGACUCUGACCUGACCCAGAAUUCCCUGUUCCGGCCGGACAAGUACGGCUCCUGUUCCGGGACUCUUUCGGCCAGUGUUUCAAGCACUGGAUGGGUGUCUUUGGCAAAGCAGAAGGACCCGAUCCCUCCUUGCCCUGCUGGAGGACAGUUGGGACCUUCCACCUGCAGUGUCUAUGCCGGUGCCAGUCUGACAGUCAUGUGUUGCUGGAUGGAUUUCAUCACCAAGGCCAACAAUUGCCGCUGAGACUUCACCCAGCAAGUUUACGGGGUCAGCAGUCCAAACAUCAGUUUUAGUCAUAUUCUGCGAACACAUACACUGCGGCCCUUCCAUUUUGACUCAGUGUCCAAUGCGGACGCUGUGAUGGAUGGACCAAUCAUCGCUUUGGAGAAGGCUGCU